Lentinula edodes (shiitake mushroom) is the source of this 1971-nucleotide messenger RNA. RefSeq names its product GMC oxidoreductase. The transcript has 20 exons. The record is from RefSeq and is a predicted model, not a curated record. The coding region runs from base 1 to 1971 and encodes 656 amino acids. NCBI's taxonomy places the organism in Eukaryota, Fungi, Basidiomycota, Agaricomycetes, Agaricales, Omphalotaceae. Gene Ontology annotation, molecular function: oxidoreductase activity, acting on CH-OH group of donors; flavin adenine dinucleotide binding.
AUGAGCAUUUCUGAUACUGUUACGGCUACGUUCUCUUCAAAAGCGAGAUGCAAGCCAGUCAAGAGGAACAAGUUGGUCCCGCGUUGGUAUUGGGCAAUGGUCUCCGCUGAAUCGUUCUGCUCGACGUCUUUCGACUAUCUCAUCCUUGGUGGUGGAACAGCAGGGCUUGUCCUUGCUGCUCGUUUGUCAGAAGAUCCCGAUGUUGUAGUCGGUGUGCUUGAGGCCGGAGAGCAUAUCAAUGAGAUGCCAGAAAUUAGUGUACCAGGUAUGAUGGGACAAGCUCUGGGAAAUCCAAAGGUCGACUGGGCAUUUUCAACUGUGGAGCAACAGGCAGUCCUGAAUCGUAAAAUAUUUUCUCCUCGAGGGAAGGGAGUCGGGGGUACUUCUGCUAUUAACUUCUUAGUUUACCAAAGAGCGUCUGAGGAAGACUAUAAUGCGAUCGAGGCUCUUGGGAAUCCAUAUUGGAACUGGAAAGAUACUUUCCUCAAAUACCUCAUGAAAGUAGAAACCUACGUUCCGCCCACUGACCCGAAGAUCGCUAAAGAUCCACACAUCGGCUACACUACAGACUAUCAUGGCUCUAGUGGCCCAGUGAAAGCUUCCUUUUCAGCCUGGUUCAAUGAUCUGCAUGCUAAGUUCAUGGAUACACUAGUCAACAUGGGAGUCCCAAUCAAUCGAGACACUGGUAACGGGCGGAACAUCGGAGCGUCAGUUGGCCCCAUCUCUGUUGAUCCUUCAACCAUGACUCGCAGUCAUGCCGCGACUGCAUACUACACUCCAAACUCACACAGGACAAACCUUGUCCUGCUCACUGGUGCUCAUGUUACCAAGAUUUUAUUGGAUACCCCCUCUGGAGAGCCUGUUGUUGCAACUGGAGUGGAAUUCUUAAAGGAUUCACAAAAGUUCAGUGUCCGAGCUAAAGUUGAAAUAAUAUUAGCGGCUGGUGCUUUCCAAACCCCGCAAAUCCUGGAACUAUCUGGAAUAGGAAAGACCGAUAUCUUCCUGUCGGAGAAAACCUUCGUACGUACCAUCUGGUUUCUACAAAGUGCAGCUCCCAUCAAAUCUAACUCCGUUACAGAGGAUCAUCUUACUUUGCCUUUCAUACACGAAGUUCCCGAAGGUUCCGAGACGUUCGACAGUUUGCGUGACCCAGCUUUCUUGGAGCAACAAUCCACGUUAUACAAGAACGAAAGGAAGGGUCUACUGGCUGGUUCUAUCACUGCAUAUGGCUACCUGCCUUCAGAGAAACUUUUUGACUCGGAUGGCCUCACGGCUCUGCAGAAUCAAAUGCUCCAAGAUACAACGCUCACUGCAUCGCCAAGCUUGAGCAAACAGUCUGUGCUCAUCAAGAAAUGGUUUCCAGACCCCAAUCAAGCCCAAAUUGAGGUGUUGCAGUUUCCUUUUUUCCUUUCUUUUGGCCCGUUGCCGGAGCGUCGAGAAGGCAAAGUGUACCAUUCAAUAAUGAUCAUUGGUCUACACCCCCUUUCCCGUGGAUCUGUCCACAUCAGUUCCGCCGAUCCCUUGUUCCCUCCAAGCAUCGACCCUAGGUAUUUUUCUAAUCCAGCAGAUUUGGAGAUCAUGGUCAGUGCUGUAAAGUUUGUUCGGAAGCUGAUGCGAACGGAACCUUAUGCAUCUGCUGGCUGUAAAAUGUACGACCCUCCAGAAAAAUCGGCGGUCUCCAAUGAAGAUCUUUCGGACGAUGAGAUUCGAGAUUGGUGCAGGUCCCGAGUUAUCAGCAUCUUUCAUCCGAUAGGGACGGCAGCGAUGAUGCCAAAGGAAGAUGGCGGUGUGGUUGAUUCUUCAUUAAAGGUCUAUGGGACCAAGAAUUUAAGAGUGGCACGUAUUUUCUGUUUCCUGCCAGCCGUUGACGCAUCUGUUAUUCCCCUGGAAAUGUCGACACAUCCUCAAGCUGCCGUAUACGCUAUCGCUGAAAAAGCAAGCGACAUUAUCAAAACUGCGCGAGCUCGAUGA